AUGUCAGAUAAGACUGCAGCACCGCAGGUGUAUGGAGCGGAUGAAAUUAACGCUGUUGUACUAGAUCCUGGCUCUUACACAACUCAAGCAGGUUAUGCAGGAUAUGACCAGCCAUCAAUUGUUACUCCAUCAUAUUAUGGCAUCCACACAAACUCAGAAAGCGGUGAAACUACAAAGGUGUUUGAUGAGAAUCUGCUCUUUUCAAGACCAAAGGAUGGUGCUGAAAUUAGGUCCUUAGUCUCCGACAAUCUUGUAAUAGAUUGGGACGGAGCGAUGGAUCAGUACCGAUACCUUUUCCAACAACUUGAGAUCAACCCAAGAGAACAACCACUUCUUUUAACCGAGUCAACUAUGAAUAGUUACAAGAACAAGAUAAAGGCCAUGGAAUUUUUCCUUGAAGAGGAGCAAUUUUGUGCCUUUUAUUCUGUCAAACAGCCAACAUGUGUUAGUUUUGCACACGGUAGACCAAAUUGUUUGGUUGUUGACAUUGGCCACGACCUUACUACUGCCACGCCUGUGAUUGAUGGCUUGUGUUUGAGAAAUCAGGUGAGAGGAACAAAAUAUGCAGGCGCAUACUUGAACCAACAAUUGAGGCAGUUUUUAAAAUCAAAAGCUGUAGAUUAUAGUGCUCCAUUUAUGGUGAAAAAGAAAGAGGGCGUGUAUUGGGAGAACAACCAGACCAAGCCGAUAUUUGAAACCAUCAGCAACAUUGACAACAUACACCCAAGUGUCAGAGACUUUUCCUACCUUAGAACGCUCAGAGAAAUGAAGGAACUAUUGUUGGAAUGUUGUACUGACGAUGAGCUUACGCUUCCAGCGGACGCAGAAAAAGAGUUAGACAGUGAACGUACUAGAUGGUUUGAGUUACCAAGCGGACUCAACGUUCCCUUCACUGCAUACGAAAGACACAAAAUAUCGAAUUCUGUCUUCAAUCCUAGUGACACGCUUUGUGAUGUCGUUGAAAACUGGGAAAAUCCUUAUGACGGUAACAUCAUCAAUACCAUCGGAACUAAGAACGAUCUUACCAGCAAAGAGUACGUACCACUUAGAAGAGCAAAGAAGACUGAGGAUGAAGAAAAUAAUAACGGGAACGCCGGUAAGGAUGAAAACUCACAGAAUCCAUCGAACGACAGCAAUACAAAGGACAACGGGGCGAUACUCAAACACGAGAAAAAUGACUCCUCUGUGGGAGUUACUGAUCUCAUUCAGAAUGUGCUAGAGAACUUGGACAUUGACUUGAAGCCACAACUCGCUAACAACAUUGUGUUGACCGGAUCGACGACUUUGAUUCCAAGACUGAAUGAAAGACUAAACAACGAACUUUCGUUGCUGAACCCGAGCUUGAAGAUAAGGGUUCACUCGGCAGGUAACACGACCGAACGAAAAUACGCCUCGUGGAUAGGUGGGUCGAUUCUUUCCUCGUUGGGUACGUUCCACCAAUUGUGGGUAUCCAAGGCGGAGUACGAUGAUGUUGGACCAGACCAGCUUAUUGUCAACAGAUUUAGAUAG
Molecule: messenger RNA, 1509 nt
Organism: Pichia membranifaciens NRRL Y-2026
Lineage: Eukaryota; Fungi; Ascomycota; Pichiomycetes; Pichiales; Pichiaceae
Exons: 1
Coding region: 1-1509 (502 amino acids)
Biological process (GO): regulation of transcription by RNA polymerase II
Cellular component (GO): NuA4 histone acetyltransferase complex; SWI/SNF complex
Molecular function (GO): chromatin binding
Source: RefSeq, a predicted model, not a curated record